Messenger RNA from Drosophila grimshawi, 927 nucleotides. RefSeq names its product odorant receptor 19a. The record is from RefSeq and is a predicted model, not a curated record. Lineage: Eukaryota; Metazoa; Arthropoda; Insecta; Diptera; Drosophilidae. The transcript is spliced from 3 exons. Gene Ontology annotation, molecular function: olfactory receptor activity; odorant binding. Gene Ontology annotation, biological process: sensory perception of smell; detection of chemical stimulus involved in sensory perception of smell. Gene Ontology annotation, cellular component: plasma membrane. The coding region runs from base 1 to 927 and encodes 308 amino acids.
AUGAUAUUUGUGCAGCUGCUGAAGUUGAUCAAUUUUUUGCGAAUACGUCCCCGUUUGAUGGAUAUCCAUGUAAUGUUGCGCCACCUGGAUGGACGCCUGCAAUCGCAGGAAGAGUAUCGGAUAAUAGAGGAUAAUAUCCGUUGGGUGCAGGGACUCUUUCAAUAUAUAAUCGUUGCAUUUUUGGGAAGCGUUGCAGUGGCUAAUAUUAUUGUGCUCAAGGAAUCGAAUCUACAGAUGCCAUUUCAAGUUUGGAUACCAUGGGAUUGGCAUCAAUCGUUUUCUCUAUACCUGCUUACGCUGUGCCUACUGAAUAUUGGCCUCGUCACAAUGGCAUUCAUGGGGGUGGGCAAUGAUACCUAUCCGGUUGCCUAUCUCAAGAUAGUCGCUGCCCACUGGAAGGCGCUGGCCAUACGCAUUGCCAGGGUGGGGAAUACAAAGGGCACAACUCGCGAACUGAGCUAUUCGCAACUGAUUGAAUGCGUUGAGUCUCACCAGAUUAUAUUGCAAUUGCGACAUAUCCUUGAGGAUAGUCUGUCAUUUGCCUGUUUUAUUCAAUGCCUUUGUACAGCAACCGCAAUAUGUACACAAGCCGUUUUCGCAGCCCAAAUUAACCUGGACUUUUUCCGGAUUGUAUACGUGCUCAUUAUGCUCGUGAACAUGUUAACUGAAAUGUACAUCGUUUGCUAUGCCUCCGAGCUGGUGCAAUAUGAGGCCGAGCAGAUGACAAAGGCGAUUUACAAUUGCAAUUGGGUCUGUAUGCCUGUCGAGCAUCGUCGCAUCGUGUUAAUUAUGCUAAUGCGAUCCCAGCGUUCCGCUGGCAUUAUGGCAAUCGGAUAUUUGCCAGUAAGCAUGACAACUCUAUUGUCGGUUGUCAAGGGAGCUUACUCGGUGUACACGCUGCUGAAUCAAAUGAACUCAAUGAGUUAA